GCUGUUCCUCAAUGUAAGGCUAAAGAUCGGCUUGGCUGGAAUCUCAGGUACAGUAAAGUGAUAAUGAAACUGCAAUCUGCGAUUUCCCUCUGCGCUUGUCUUUUCUUGACCUUGGCAGACGAAGGAAGGCAGAAUACGUACAGAUCUCCUGCAAUUCCAGAGGAAGCUCAUUUUGCCGAGACAUUUGACUCUGGUCCGUUGGAUAGGAAAUGGGUGUUGUCCAAAGCACAGAAAGCUGAAAAGGAAGACAUCCUUAAGUACAAUGGGCGGUGGGCUGUGGAGGAGGGCACGUCUGGAAACAGGGGUCUGGUGCUGAAGUCCCCAGGUCGACACCAUGCCAUCGCGGCAUAUUUACGCACCAUCUUCCACUUCACAGACAAGCCUCUCAUCUUGCAAUACGAAGUCCUAUUCCAGAACGGAGUUGACUGUGGUGGGGCCUACAUUAAACUGCUUACCCACACGGAUCAUCUCCGUCUGAGCCAAUUUUGUGACACCACCCCAUACACCAUCAUGUUUGGUCCGGAUAAGUGUGGUGGCAACCAGAAGAUAUAUUUCAUCUUUCGCCACCGGAACCCGCUAACUGGAAAGUAUCAGGAGAAACACGCCCGGCAAACAGCAGAGGACCUGAGCAGAUAUUUCACUGACCGUCAACCUCAUCUGUACACAUUGAGAUUAUAUCCUGAUAACAGGUAUGAAAUUCUGAUUGACGAGUACCUGGUAAGUAAGGGCAGCCUUUUGGAGGAUGUGGACCCAUCUGUGAAUCCACCUCAAGAGGUCGCUGAUCCCCAUGACACCAAGCCUGCAGACUGGGAUGAUAGACCACGUAUCCCUGACCCCAUGGCAAGAAAACCAAUGGACUGGGAUGAAGAGGCCCCUGAGCUCAUCCCUGACCCUGCAGCCCAGAGAGUACACGGCUGGCUGGAGGACGAGCAGCCCUUCAUCUCAGAUCCAGAAGCCCAACGUCCAGAUGACUGGGAUGAGGACAUGGAUGGGAAAUGGGAGCCUCCUCUGGUUUCCAAUCCAGUCUGCUCUGAUGCGGUUGGAUGUGGCCAAUGGGAACCUCCAUUAAUCUCAAACCCAGCCUAUAAGGGAAAGUGGAGCCCUCCACUUAUUCAGAAUCCUAAUUACCAGGGGCAGUGGAGCCCAAGGACGGUCACUAACCCGGAGUACUUUGAGGACUCACAGCCAUUCCAGAUGAGUCCAGUAGCCGCAGUGGGGCUGGAGCUGUGGUCAACGACAGGGGAUGUGCUCUUUGACAACAUACUGCUGUGCUCCGACGUCACAGUGGCCCAACGGUGGACGACAGACACCUGGGGGCAGAGACAGACUCCUGGCCUGCUGAUGCAGCUUCUGAUGGCGACGGAGCAGCGCCCCUGGCUCUGGGCUCUGUAUGUCUUCACCGUGGGUCUGCCUGCUAUCCUCUUCAUCAGCUUCAUGUGGCCAGACAAGACAUUUGGGCCCCCAGACCAAGAUUACUGCUACAAGAAGACUGACAAGCCACAGCCUGACAGCCCCCAUGACCCAGAGCGCGACCCAGGCCUAUGGGCUCACAGUGAAAACACCAGCUCAAGGAAGAGGGAGACUCGGCAAGCCAACAGAAAGGCUGAUUUGGAGCUCAAAAUAGACUGAAAGAAGUCAAGCCAGUCCUAGACGUCUUCAUGAGGGUCCCAGAGCAGAGAAACACCUGUUGAUUCCCAGCCUGUUGUCCCAUGCUUAUGAUGUCAUUAUGAUGACAUAGUCUUGUUUACCCAGUUCUUCAAGAUCUAGAUCACAGAUGGAAGAGGACAAGACUGCAAAUAACUGGAACGGCAAGCAUUUCGUUAGGUAGCACUAGGUCAUGCUGUACUUCCCUUCCUCGGAACCGGAUGUACUUUACAUAUAUUCCAGUAAAUUAUGUAUUUUACCCAUAA
Molecule: messenger RNA, 1910 nt
Organism: Paramormyrops kingsleyae
Lineage: Eukaryota; Metazoa; Chordata; Actinopteri; Osteoglossiformes; Mormyridae
Source: RefSeq, a predicted model, not a curated record